This is a messenger RNA of Lytechinus pictus (painted urchin), 3769 nucleotides long. Its product is annotated as sine oculis-binding protein homolog A-like. Gene Ontology annotation, biological process: animal organ development. The coding region runs from base 167 to 2497 and encodes 776 amino acids. Lineage: Eukaryota; Metazoa; Echinodermata; Echinoidea; Temnopleuroida; Toxopneustidae. The record is from RefSeq and is a predicted model, not a curated record. Gene Ontology annotation, cellular component: nucleus. The transcript is spliced from 4 exons.
GAUUUGAUUAUGAACUCGAGAGGGCAGCAAACAAUGAGUUAUUUUGGUCUCUUUUCCGACGUCGUUUCAAGAAAACAAUAACAUAUUUCUGUGUCAAAUCUGGACGUGGAAAUUUUGAUCCAACAAUCAUUUAUCACCUCGAAUUGCUCAAGACCGGACUAUCAGGAUGGAUGAAAAGGCGGAUCAUGAUUCUGAUGGGAGUGCCAUUAAAAUCCAAGUGAAAACGGAACCACCAGACGAAGACAUACAGGACUAUGCAGAGGAUACAAUGAACGAAUUGCUGGCGAUUUACGGUUACAACGAGAAGGUGGAACAUGGUGUUACCCAGAAUAUGCAGCUAGCGCCAAAGUACCCCAAAGAAGAGCGCGGUCUUCGGAAGCGGCUGCUCAUGGCACACUCCAGCAAAGGCGAUGCGGCAAGUGAGUGUUCUGUUUCGGGGAACGUCACACCGGUGUCCGGUUCUGAUCCACAGUCCGCUGAAGAAGAACCUGUCUCACCGAGUAGCUCACAAGACAACACAGAGUUGCUUGAAGCUCUUCAAGAUGGCAAGUGCAGCAACAGAGACCAUAUUACCUGUGCUUGGUGCAAGAGUCCCGGCUUCAAGCAUUACACUCUCAACACGCAGACUGAGUCCAAAGCGUUCUGCAGUGAACGCUGCUUCGCGUCUUGUAGGAGGGCAUACUUCAAGCGGAACAAGGUAUGCGACUGGUGUCGCCACACGCGCCACCAGGAUUACAUCUACUUGAUCGAUGGAGAAAGGAGGUUACAGUUCUGUUCCUCGAAGUGCAUGAACCAGUACAAGAUGGAUUCCUACUACAAGGAUGGUCCCAGCGUGAGACGUAAAGUGGCCAAAGCUGCGACCAGUAGUGGAAGCAAGAGCAACGGGUCCGUGCCAGUGUCGCCCACCUUGCAGCAGCAGAGUUUAUCAGAACGGAACAGCCCAGAUACUGUCUCGCAGGAUGCUGCGUUUCACGAUUCCCAACCCAGCCCCUCCAACAUUCCUCUGUCUGGGGUGUUCCAGACGAAUUCCAGUUCUUCACAGUCCAUGAUGGGUAUGCCUCAACUCAGGCCAAGUGGAGUCUUUGGGGUGCAGACUGUCGUACCUCCGGCAAUGUCCUUCCGCCAGGUUGUUCCCAAAAUGCCAGUUGUCCAGGUAGUUGGGUCUGGAGGUGUGCCUUUAAAUUUGGUGCAAGGGCUUAAUCAAUCCUCAGCGUCUGGCUCACGUAAAGUGACUGGGCGUCUCAAUCCGCAGCAGUGGAGUAAUCUUCAAGGGGUCCAAGGUGUGUCCAGUUUCAAGAAGAUCCGACCAAAACCACAAAGCAACAGUGCUACCUUACCAAGUAGCACUGUGACUUCAUCUGCCAGCAACAAUGCACCAUUCACUAACCAAAAGCCCCGAAAAGACACACAAAGUAGUACUUCAACUCCAAGAGGAAAUUCUGUCCUGCCUCCUGUGACUGUCAUGGUCCCACAUCCUGUCUUUAUACCCAUUCCUGUCCCGAUUCCCAUUCCCAUUCCUGUGUGUAGAGAGGCUUAUGAAGCUGCAAUGGCAAAGAUCAAAGAGAACACUGCGGACACUGAACAGGAAGCGACAACCUCCUAUGAUCAUGAUGAGCAGCAGGAGAGGAAAUCGAAGAAGAGGAUAUCUGACAUGUUCACUAAUGGGAGCUCCCAUUUACCAUCAUCAAGCAGUACUGGGGCCUUUGUGCCCUACCGCAGUCACCAAGCAGAUUUGCGGGAUAAUGUAAGUAACAGUACUGAUGGCCACUCCAUGGAAGCCAUGUUAUCCAGCAGCAUGCAGACAUCUCUCACCAUCCCCUCCUCCUCUUCUGCCAGUGAGGCCUUGGAGUCCAGAUUGAGACUUCAACCUCAACGGCACCCAUCUCACAUCAGUACAGCCACGGUAGAAGCUAUGCACCGCUCCAUCAACUCACGCAUGCUGCGCCACAAGUGCCUGCAGAGGAGUGCCAGCAUGGACCUCAGCUUUGGCCGCUACAACACCCUCUCUGCUCUCACCGACUUCCUGGGCGAGAAACGCGGCUUCAAUCCCCACCUGCAUGGCUCUCCCGGAAACCGGGAACUAACUGCAGAUUCUCACGGACUCUCCACCAGAGCCAGCCACUCUGCCCUACCCACCAAAGGGGCAGGUGAGCUGUCUCCAAGCGUUCGAGAAGCACUCCGCUGCCACCUCACCCGUCGGCUGUCCCAGUCAGCACUUAACCUGACAGACGUUGGUCGAUACCCUGAGGAGGAUCAACUGCGCAGGAGCCAGAGCAUGAGUCGCCUCCAGGAAGACUCGGACAGUGGUCACCACCAUGAAAUGGAAGCCAUCAGCUCUCAUACAAGCCUUGAGAAGCUUGCUGAUACCAGUGAUUCCUCAGAGCAUAUUGACCCUCAAAUUUGUGCUGACGGUGGUGGGUCUCUGCAGAUGGACGAUUCAGGUUUGCAGCCUGCCAUCAAGAGGAGAUGCCUUGGUAGUCAAAACCAGAUUGACUAACCUAGAGCUGCAGUAUUUCUAAGUGGUCCUUUGCUUUCAGAUCCACCUGUGUAGCUACGUGUAGCUGUGCCUUUCACCUUGCACAAUUCAUUCAAUGUUUGUCUCCAAUUCGUUUAUUAGUGUGAAUCUGAACAGCUUGUCACAAGAAAAUCAAAAUCGAUGAUUCGUUGAUGUUUAAUGAUCUUGUAAUCAAUAUUGCAAAUGUCAUUGUGAUUAUUUUCAGCAUACCCUUCUUUCGUUUUUUUUCUUGAGACACAUUGUGAUCACUGAUGCCGAAUUCUGCAUGUACAUGUAGGUAACAUGAAUGACAGGUUAAAUGUCUAUUGCCCUUUAAACGUAUCUAGGCCGGGGGGGGGGGGGGCAUCGGAGGCCCUCCCCCUCAACAAUUUGCGCAAUUUUUUCGCCGCACAAAAUAUUUUGAACCCGCCGCUCGCUGACUUUUGACUUUCAAGUCUUGCGCAACUUUUGAGACCAAUUUUGCAUCACCCGGGUAGCAGACAACCCGCGUGCCAAUUUUCGGCGCGAUCGCGCGGUUGAUGGCCGAGAUCUCUAGGGGGGGCCUGGGAGGCCCCCCCCCCCCCCCCCCCCGGCCUUAUGAACUCCCAAAAUAUCCCGGCCUAGAUGGGAUUAAUACCGGAAAUAAAAGACAAUCAAGGUGAUAAAGGACUUCCAAAAUUCCAGCUACUGCUAUAAGAACGCACACACACAUAGUUUAACUCACAUGGCAGUUCUUAAAUUGUUUUGUGUUCGUCAUCCACUGCCAAAGUUCUGAGCAGACAUUGGAUAUGGAAGAUGUUUGUGUUAAAAAAAUGUUUGCAUUCAAGCACCACAGCAAAAAGAAAAAAAAAUAGCUUGAAUUUGAUGUGCACAGUCUUUUCUCGUGUUAUAGAACACCAAUGUGAUGUCAUGUGCAGUCUUUUGCCAUUGUGUAUGGUUCCAAAUCAGAUAUCCUCACACCAGGCAUAUAUGUCAGUAGAUAAGAGCUGGGGACAUUACCCCAAGUAACAAUUGUAAUCAGAGAUUCCUUGGGGUUCCUACGUGUAUAUUCAAAACUGUUAAGAACCAGUUAGUUGCUGUGUUUGACUUAGUUAUCGUUUAUUGGUUAAAGUGAGGUGAGUCAUGCUUAUUGCUUGCUUUACAUUGACAUUUGAUAUUUUUUCCCACCACAUUGAUUCACAAAUUACUUUUGUGUUACAUACUUGUACAUAAAACAGCAUGUUUAUUACCUACCAUCAACCAAAUUUGCUUCAAAUUUUAGCACUCAUCAGCAGC